Molecule: messenger RNA, 1190 nt
Organism: Puccinia graminis f. sp. tritici CRL 75-36-700-3
Lineage: Eukaryota; Fungi; Basidiomycota; Pucciniomycetes; Pucciniales; Pucciniaceae
Exons: 7
Coding region: 213-1190 (325 amino acids)
Biological process (GO): spliceosomal snRNP assembly
Cellular component (GO): SMN complex
Molecular function (GO): RNA binding; protein binding
Source: RefSeq, a predicted model, not a curated record
CGGAUAAUGUGGUGAAGGCCCAGACUUCUGACGCAUCGGGCAGGCGGAUGGUCGAUCAGGCUGGCAAACGGCUAAACCACUUAACUUCUACUAAAUAAUCCCAAGACAUUCAACAAGAGCCAACUCGAGCACUACACAUAGCAGUUGUACACUUUAAGUUUGUUUGAGCCUUUGGAGUUUGAUCCUCUGUACUCACUCCCCUCUCAUACACCAUGGCUUCAACAACACGGACUCAGGUUCCCAAGUCUACCCCUCUGGUUUGCUCAGGACACACACGACCGAUCCCAUCGAUAUCAUUCUCGAGUCUCCAGCCGGAUGGACAAUACAUGAUUAUUUCUGCUUGCAAAGAUGGUAAACCUAUGUUACGAGACUGGAUGGGUGAUUGGAUUGGAACGUUUCUGGGUCACAAGGGUGCCGUUUGGUCGGCGAAAUUGAAUCAAGACGCGAGUCUAGCAGUAACCGGAUCGGCAGACUUCUCUGCCAAGGUAUGGGAUACGUUCAGCGGCGAUGUAGUACACACAUUCCAGCACGAUCACAUCGUCAGGGCAGUUGACAUCAGUCCGAGUGGUUCACAUAUCUUCACGGGAGGGAUGGAGAAGAAGCUACGACGUUACGACCUUUCACGACCGGAGGAGCAGCCAGAUGAAUUCAUUGCGCCUGGCUCGACGACAGCACACGAGGGGAUGAUCAAGAGUGUGAUUUGGGAUGAGCCCCACCGAUUGAUCAUCAGUGCUGGGGACGAUAAGCGGAUACGUUGGUGGGAUGCACGGCAGGGUGGAGGCAGCUCGGGUAGCUUUGUCUCCGAGUUGGAGUUUCCAGAUGGCUUGUUGAGCGUCGAACGGAGCUUUGGAAGCGACUGGCUCUCCGUAGGAUCGGGCAAGAAGGCCAUGUUCUUGGAUACCGACACUCGAGAGAUCAUCUUCCAACACGUCCUCACUUAUCCCGUUCCUCUGCUCUCUCGCCCUCGACUCGCGAUCGAUUGUUACUGGAAGCUCCAACGAUGGCUGAUUCGAGUCUAUGAUGCAAUCUCAGGUGAAAUGAAAGAAGAAAAUAAAGGUCAUCAUGGUCCAGUACAUUCUAUUGCUUUUUCACCUGAUGGAGAGCUAUAUGCCUCAGGCUCUGAAGAUGGUACCAUCAGAUUAUGGCAAACGACACCGAAGAACUAUGGGCUAUGGAGGUAUGAUGCUUAG